This is a messenger RNA of Orbicella faveolata, 3649 nucleotides long. RefSeq lists its product as uncharacterized. Gene Ontology annotation, cellular component: membrane; extracellular region. The record is from RefSeq and is a predicted model, not a curated record. NCBI's taxonomy places the organism in Eukaryota, Metazoa, Cnidaria, Anthozoa, Scleractinia, Merulinidae. Gene Ontology annotation, molecular function: identical protein binding; lipid binding. Gene Ontology annotation, biological process: lipoprotein metabolic process; signal transduction; lipid transport.
AUGUCUUAAGCCAGAAUGUGGUGACGUGAUUAUCAGCUGUUGCAUCAGGGUUCCCGGAAGAGAACCGGAAGUAAUAAGGCUUCCGGUAUUUCCCCGAACACGUCACGUGGGCGACAGUCUGUUUUAACAUAUAGACAGUUUAUAUUACAAACAUUUAUUCAUGGAGCAUUACUCAGCUUUGAUACUACACUUCCAAAGUCUACCUAACCUAUUUUCCCGAUAGAUCAUUCACUACGGCCUUUCUAGUACGUAUGCCGUUGACGAAGGGUUUUUCUCCCGAGGCGCUUUGAAAAGGAAGAUUUUGCAGUUACAUCUGCGAUGGCUGAUCGCGAACAAAGAAUUAAAGAGCUAAUCUUCAAGCUGGGUGCUCCAGAUGAUACAGAACUCCUUAGCAUAGCUCACGACAUUGUAAAGAUCUGGGGACCUCUUGGACUGGCUUUGGGAUUAAGAAAUUCUCAUCUGGAUGAGAUCAGUGAAGAUCAUGUUAAGGCGCUGGACAGGGCUUAUGCCAUGCUGAGAAAAUGGAAAGAAUCGAUGGGAUCUGAGGCAAAUUACGAGAGACUGGCCCAAGGACUUGGUCACCAAGCUGUUGAAAGGCGUGAAUUGAUAGACACUUACUGCCGUGACAGAGACGCCGAGUUAGCUCAGGAAAGAAUGGCAAAGCUUGAAGUUUCACUCAAAGAUAAUAACGUUGUUCCACAAGCUGAGACUCCGAAAAGAGUUCUUCCUUCCGUGGAAAUUCUCCCUGGUAAACCGUUUCAUGUAACUCAAAGACGAGGAAAAGAGAUACAAAAGAUCAAAGACAUUUACAGCGAGUUGAGCAAGAGUGCAAAAGUUUCCACGGUAACGGGAAUAUAUGUGAAAGGUCCUCCGGGCUGCGGGAAAACACAGUUAGCGAGGCAGUUUGGAAAAGAGUUCAUAGAGGAGUGCGAAAGUCGCGGCGUGAAAUUCCCGCGAAUUGUAGCUACCCUACACGCGCAGACUCUAGAGUCUCUGUUAGAGUCGUAUAAAGAACUGCACGAAAAACUGGAAAUCCCCAAAGAGCGCGAAAUACAAGGAAGCGUACGCGACCGGAUUAGGAGUUACGUAGAAGAUGUUAAAAAUUAUCUCCGCGAAAGGUCAGCUCUCUGGUUAUUGAUCGUUGAUAAUUUAACGGUGAAUGACCCACUGCGAGAAUUUUGGCCAACACCCGAGCAAGAGAGCCCGUGGGGGAAGGGGUUGGUUCUUGUAACGACUCAGGACAGCGAGCUCGCACCCAGAUCUCACGCGCAUGCCAAGGUAAUGCCGCUGGAUUCAGGAAUGGAAGACACCGAUGCCAUGGGUUUGUUGAGGGAAAUAUCAGGCCUGGAUGUCGACGAAGACGCGAAAAAAGUCGCUGAACUACUGGGUCAUUAUCCGCUUUCCUUGGCUUGCGCUGCGGUUUACGUUAGGCAGAUGCGAGAGGACCGCCCAUUUUCCAAGUUUUCGUGGAAGAAUUACCUCUCAAAUCUCGAAGAAUACUUUGCAUAUCUCGAUCAUUCUGAUUAUACGCAUCACAAUCCAUGUUAUCCGCAAUCAAUGCUGCCAGCGGCAGAAUUCGCUGCACGACGGAUGGCGGAAAACAACGAAGUACUCCGAGCUGCCUUCGUGUUUCUUUCGUACUGCUCUCUCCAGCCCGUACCUUUGGACACCGUUGCUGAUUACGUUUUGCGCGAAGCUAAAGCGCGCGGUGACGCAAAGAUUAGAGUACCUGAUGAUAUCAAGGUUAAGGUAGCGAGAUGCUCUUUACUCAUUUAUCCCGAGACUGGUGAGAGAGGAGUUGAAGUAGUCACGCUUCAUCAAGUCAUGCGUCUGGCGUUUUUGCAGAUAAGACGGAAAGCGGACGUGAACAAACCUGGCAAUGAAGAAAAAUCUGCUUACGUGUCUACAAACAAUGUGGAUAAACAGGAGCUGAAUAGCGUACUGCAAACCUUAAACGAGGCUUACAAGCAAAAGAAAGGCGAGCUCAAACAAGAAGACAUCGCCACACGGAUUCUUCUGUGUCCGCAUUUGAAGGAAUUCGUUGAUGGAGUGGAGCGAGUCCAGUGGAUUGAAAGUAGCUUACUUGUUCAGGCGUUGGUGUACCUGGCCGACGGACUCAUUCACGUUGCCGGGGCAACAGACAACCAUCGUGUGGCGCUUCUUGAGCGGGCUUAUAAGAUAAACAAACAACUUUGCUCCACUGAUAUAAACGCCUGUACCUUGCUGUGUGAUUUGGGUUACACGUAUCGCGAGGCUGGACAACUGGAUAAAGUCAUUCCAGCUCUAGAGGAAGCUAACAAACUUUGCGAGUCACAAUCUGACGCGGAGUGGAUGAAACAGCGGUCAAAGCUUUUAAACAUCCUCGCAUUUACGUUCCGGGAAUGCUUCCAGCUGGAUCUCGCGAAAGAGUACAUGAAGUUGUGCGUCGACGUAACCAAGAAGGCUCACGGAGAGAAAGCUGUGCCAGUUGCGGAGCGGCUGUGUAAUCUUGGAGUCAUCCUGCAUGACCGAUGGGAAAACGAAGAGGCCAUUGAAGUACUUGACGAGGCCAGGAAGAUUGCGGAAACUUGCGAUACUUCCGAAAUGUUCAUCCGAGGCCAAGUUUUGAACUACACGGCUAAAGUGCACCUCCGUUGGUAUCUGGGCCUGCGCCACACGCAUCCGCGCGCCUGGAGCACGAAAAUGCAUCUGAAAGAGUCAGACUCGCUCCACGAACAAGCGUUGCAAAUUUACCACGAGCUUCAUGGAGAUCAGCACAAAUUUACAACUGGAGUUAUGAUGACCUACGGAAUAGCGAAACUGCAUUUAGGAGAGGUCGACCAAGCUUACGACAUGUGUCAAAAAGCUGUUCAAGUCUAUAGGAGUUCGAGACAUAUCGCGUGGCCGCGCGCGGGUACGUUUCUCGCAGACGUUCUGCUAGCGCGCGAGGAUUAUGUUCGCGCGAAGAAGGUUUUGGAAGAGCUGGUACGGGCGCACAAAGAUAUGAAUCUCACAGUCAGCCCUGGUGCGUUCCAUCCUAGAGCGCUCAUGGCGGAGGCUUGUGCGCACCUUGGAGACGUGGAGACUGGAAGGAAAAUCUUGGAAGAGUGUCUUGAAGAGUGGAAGGGAAAAAAUUUACACCCUGAACAUUACUGGGUUGCACGCGCGCGCGCGUUCCUCGAAGGACUGAGAUCGCGAGAGACACGUGAAGAGAGCGCUCGAGGCGUGUAUGAGUUACCGGAAGAACUAUGUUGAUUAAGAGAUUUUUACGUGUUGUGUGAAACGAGCAAAAGUAUUAAAACAUAAGCUGACCGCAUGAAUUCACCAAAGCUUAGUUCUGGGAACGAAAAAAUUUUGCGUGGAUAAUACGUUAACAUCCUUCGUGCUUUCACACGAGUUCACAUACCCAUUCAAGUGAAGUAAAUGUGCUAACAAGACUUUCAUGAAAUUGUCGCUAUAGUUUAAUACUGAUUCAAUAUGAUACAAAAUAAAAUUGAAUUGGUGCCGUUUGUGACUUGCAUAGAAUCUUCAACAAAAAUGUAAUGUUAUUUAACGCUCGCUUGUUAUAAUUAUUUAAGUCGUUUUAAAUAUCUCCGCACAGGUAAGAAAACGGGUUAUAGUAAUUUUAUAUGCUAUGAAGUUACUUGCUUUUAGCAAAAAAAAAAAAAAA